GCGAUCAAUCAGCGGCCGAUCCGCGAUUCUCUGGUUCCGUGUGGUCGUGUCGAGUUCAUCGGGAUCAUCCGGAUUCUUCAAACAUUGAUGUAGAGGAGUGCGGGAUCUGGGGAAGGCGGAGGUUUAACGGGAGCCGGUCCGGAUCAGCGCGGGUUCGGUUCGGGCACGGGGGUCUGGAGGACGUGAAGCUGUGAAAAUGUCAACAAUGAUCAUCUGAUGAACCAAAAAUCACCACAAGCACAAGAGACGAGCUUUCCCCUGCUUCAACGCAGAUCCAGAACCGAUCCGGUUCGGCUGAACGCUGGGAUUAGCUUUAGCUUUAGCAUGACAGCAGGGAUGCGCUGACUCUGACCCGUUUCAUCGUCUUUCCACAGGCUAGCGGAUGUUACGGCCGCGUCCAUGGAGUUUCCUCAGAUGACACGCGUGUUCAGCGCUCGGGGAUUUUGGGCAUGGUGACUGCUGUCCGUCAGCCAGAGCAGAGGCGUCACGCAGGGGCCGUCUGGACCUGAAGGAAGACCUCCGAAACAGGACGAGUUUAAAACGACAGCGAGAGAGACAUGGGGCAGUGUGUGACUAAAUGUAAAAACCCCACGUCCUCUCUGGGUAGUAAAAGUGGAGACAAGGAUGGCAAGUCUCAUGGGAAGAAAGGCGGCGGCGGGACGCACAAGGAGGAGGUUGCCAAAUCCUCUGCCGAGGUCAUAAUUAAUGGCACCAAAGUGUCGGAGGGGACGGUGGAGGGCCCUGUGGCUCCGGUCAUCUCAGCGGUGGAUGUGCGGCGUGAUCAGUCUGCACAGGACGGCGACGGAGUCUCCAUCGAUCGGAUACAUAAGAUGUUCUUGUGUUAUAAGGACGAACAUGAAGACUCUAUUCUGGAGGAGGGCAUGGAGCGCUUCUGCAAUGACCUCUGCGUCGAUCCGGCUGAGUUCAAAGUUCUGGUGCUGGCGUGGAAAUUCCAGGCUGCUACCAUGUGCAAGUUUACAAGGAGAGAGUUUGUGGACGGCUGCAAGGCGAUCCAGGCUGACAGCAUCCCGGGAAUCUGCUCUCGUUUCUCCGUGCUGCUAGAGGAGUCCCGUGGAGAAGAGAGUUUCAAGGAUCUGUAUCGCUUCACCUUCCAGUUCGGUCUGGAUGCAGAGCAGGGCCAGCGGUCUCUGCAGCGCUCCAUCGCCAUCGCUCUGUGGAGGCUGGUCUUCACGCUGGACACUCCGCCGGUGCUGGAGCGCUGGCUGGACUUCCUGUCGGAGAACCCGUGCGCCGUCCGCGGCAUCUCUCGGGACACCUGGAACAUGUUUCUGAACUUCACGCAGAGCAUCGGCCAAGAUCUCAGCAACUACAGUGAGGACGAGGCCUGGCCGAGCCUGUUUGACUCCUUUGUGGAGUGGGAGACGGAAAGACGGAGACGGGAACACACCGAAACAGACCCCAACGGAGACUGCGAAGCCUCGUCCAUGUGACCAGGAUGUUUGUAUUUCAUUUUGGGAGGAUGACGGUGAGUUCUGGACUGAUUUGUGACUCGUAUUAUUAUUAUUAUUAUUAUUAUUAUGAAUUUUGUUUUGUUUUUCUCCGGUCUUAACGCAUUGGGCAUCCCAGUGUGCUCUUGAACUUUGUUUUUUUUUAACGAAAGGGCUCCAAUCGAAUUGUUUUUUAUUUUAGAAAGCACUUUUAUUUAAGUUAUUACUGUUUAAGUCGUUUUAAGUGACGUUUGCAUUUCAACCAGAGCGGUUUCUUAUCACUGAUGUUAGUUUGGGAUUCACUGACGCGCCAAAGAAAAGGGAAUUCUGUCCGCUGCCUGCCGAGUUUGAGCACACACACACACACACACACACGCAUAUGCAUUAGUGUUGUUAUAAUUUAAGAAUUUUGGUACCAAUCGGACGUUAAUUUCCUGAUGACGUUUAAGCUCCGUUGAGUGCGUUCAACACCGCUGAUUGGCCAUUGUGUUCAUGUGCUCAACAGAAAUGACUGUGAUUGGCUGCGAAGCUCAUCAGUUCACCACUGUUGACUGCUGUUGACCAAUUAUAAACAGAAUAUUGACACUGGAGCGUUUCAUGAGCUGACAUACAAGCGACGUGACUUUGAAACACUGCAGCUUCGUGUCUUUGUGUACGUUCAGUGAACAGUGGUGAACUGAUGACCUUCACAGCCAAUCACAGUCAUUUCUGUUGAGCACUGGUGAACACAACAGCCAAUCAGCUGUGUUUAAGAAAGGAAAUUGACGUUUUUAGUGUUUCACUAGCGAUUUGCACUGGGAUUCCAGUAUCGUGACAACACUCAUAUGCAUAUAUAUAUUUGUUUAUGCACAAAAAGAAACCCAGACUUAAGUAAUGCCAGCAGACAUGCUGUUUUUAACGGUUAUAUUUGGGGUUCUGGGUGUGAGGUGGUAAUAUUGGUUGUGUUUUACAUCAGACUGCGGUGAUUGAUGUCUUGAAGCUCUCAAAACCUCAUUUCUCAUGUGCUUCCCUGCUCAUUUCUGACUCGGUUUUGUUCGUUUUGGUUAUUUUCAUUCACAAAAUUUCUGAUUCCUUCAGUAAUUCUGCUGUUCGCUCAGAUAUUCUCAACGGUCAGGUGUGCGUGUUUGUGUUUGUGUGUGUGUGUGUGUGUGUGUGUGUGUGUGUGUGUGUGUGUGUGUGUGUGUGUGUGUGUGUGUGUGUGUGUGUGUGUGUGUGUGUGUGUGUGUGUGUGUGUGUGUGUGUGUGUGUGUGUGUGUGUGUGUGUGUGUGUGUGUGUGUGUGUGUGAAAUACGGAUUCAUUUGCUGUUGGAUGUCUGCUGUGAGCUGCUUCUUUUAUUUUACAGUUUACAUUAAUAUGUUUUUUUUUUUAAUUCAAAGUGAUUCAUUUCAGUCUUUUGUGUCUGGUUUUAUAUAAAUUAUACAGUUUAUAAUGAAUAAAAAUGUGUUGAACAUUG
Messenger RNA from Danio rerio (zebrafish), 2902 nucleotides. It is a transcript of the gene dcun1d3, whose product is annotated as defective in cullin neddylation 1 domain containing 3. The record is from RefSeq and is marked validated. Gene Ontology annotation, cellular component: plasma membrane; perinuclear region of cytoplasm; nucleus. Gene Ontology annotation, biological process: positive regulation of protein neddylation. NCBI's taxonomy places the organism in Eukaryota, Metazoa, Chordata, Actinopteri, Cypriniformes, Danionidae.